UACAAUGGCGGAUCAGAAUAUAGAUACAGAUUUCGUAGAGUACCGAAAUUACAAAUACGUACUGCAAGCCAUUCAUCCAAGUUACAUGCGAAAUUACAAACGUUGCGCAAUGUACUCCAAUCUGCAAGUUUUGUUUCUGAAAACCAGGGCAAGAUAUCUAGAGAUUUUCUGUCCAGCAGUGGCACAGA
Messenger RNA from Paraglomus occultum, 188 nucleotides. The record is from the annotation of a GenBank genome assembly. NCBI's taxonomy places the organism in Eukaryota, Fungi, Glomeromycota, Glomeromycetes, Paraglomerales, Paraglomeraceae.